AUGGGUUGUCUUCAUUUGAUCCACAUUGUCGUCGUUGGUUUAGACGAUCCAUACCUACAGAGAGAAGGUGAUGGUGGGCUCACGAAGUGGGAAAGGUCGUUUUCUACCACAAAUGAUGGCUUGUUCGUUCGUGUGCGGAGUGAUUUCAGGGAGUUUCAAGCACAGACCAUGCCCGCCCAGUUUAUCAACGCCAAACUGGCCAGGCGCGCAGGGGAGGCAGCCCCCAAACAAGUUCUCCUCUGGCAGAAAACCGCCGCGGUGAAAAAGGAUGACGAACCCGAUCCCCGUAAGAGAUUGCAGCAGGCCAAAUGGAAGUUGCAACAGAGCGUGCCAAGCGAUGUCCUAGACCAGCUUGGCAAAACUUAUGGCAUUUCAUGGGAGAUCAUUACUCACCCACGAAGACCACAAGCUGGUGUGAAAAUUACGCCAGAUUUGAAUUUGAACUGCACAAAGUUUCAGGAAGGCGUGCAAGCAAUGCGUGAGGUAGUGGCGCGUCGGUACAGCAUGAAGAGCCAGAAGACCGGCAUUCAAAAGAAAACUGUCUUGAGUGUGCAGUCGCCGCUCGAGAUGUCAGUGCAAGAGAAGCGUGCGGCAGAGAAGCAGAAGUCCAUGGCCAAGAAAGAUCGUGACAUACACCGACGCCGGUAG
Messenger RNA from Symbiodinium sp. CCMP2456, 648 nucleotides. NCBI's taxonomy places the organism in Eukaryota, Dinophyceae, Suessiales, Symbiodiniaceae. The record is from the annotation of a GenBank genome assembly.